Oncorhynchus masou masou (cherry salmon) is the source of this 4385-nucleotide messenger RNA. RefSeq names its product solute carrier family 2, facilitated glucose transporter member 5-like. Gene Ontology annotation, cellular component: plasma membrane. Lineage: Eukaryota; Metazoa; Chordata; Actinopteri; Salmoniformes; Salmonidae. The transcript is spliced from 12 exons. Gene Ontology annotation, molecular function: hexose transmembrane transporter activity. Gene Ontology annotation, biological process: monosaccharide transmembrane transport. Bases 101 to 1642 code for a protein of 513 amino acids. The record is from RefSeq and is a predicted model, not a curated record.
CAGAGCAGUACUGGUCUGCUAUCUGUGGAGCUGUCAGAGCAGCACUGCUCUGCUCUCUGUGGCUGAGAGAGGGGACAAUAGAAACCUCAAGUCCAGAGCCAUGGAAGAAGAAAAUAAUUUGGGGAAACCUUUGGAAGAGAGGAGAGGGAAGCUGACUGUUGUCCUGAUGUUGGCUACCCUCAUAUCUGCCUUUGGAUCAUCCUUCCAGUAUGGAUACAACGUGGCUGUGAUCAACUCUCCAUCGCUGUUCAUACAACAGUUCUACAACACUACCUACGUGGAGCGUUACGGUGGACCUAUGGAGGACAGCUUCCUCACCCUGCUGUGGUCUCUGUCUGUCUCCAUGUUUCCCCUGGGAGGGUUGUGUGGCUCACUGAUGGUGGCCCCGCUCGUCAACAAACUAGGAAGGAAAGGCACCCUCCUCUUCAAUAACAUCUUCUCCGUUGUUCCUGCUGUGAUGAUGGGAGUGAGCGAGAUCGCUAAGUCAUAUGAGAUCAUCAUCGUGGCUAGGAUUAUAGUGGGGAUCUGCGCAGGUCUUUCGUCCAACGUGGUGCCUAUGUACCUGGGUGAACUCUCUCCUAAGAACCUGAGAGGAGCGAUCGGCGUCGUGCCUCAGCUCUUCAUCACCAUCGGGAUCCUCAGUGCACAGGUGUUAGGCAUCAGGAGCAUUCUGGGAAACAACACAGGCUGGCCUCUCAUGCUGGGUCUAACAGGUAUCCCUGCCCUGGUAGAGCUGUUGCUACUACCGUUCUUCCCAGAGAGCCCCAGGUACAUGCUGAUCCAGAGAGGAGACGACAAGACCGCCCGGAGAGCGCUGCAGCGUCUACGAGGCUGGGAGGAUGUGGACAGAGAGAUGGAUGAGAUGAGGCUGGAGCACCAAUCAGAACAAGCCGAGGGCCGCCUGUCCGUCCUCAACCUCCUGUCCCUCCGCUCCCUGCGCUGGCAGCUCAUCUCCAUCGUAGCCAUGAACAUGGGUCAACAGCUGUCUGGGAUCAACGCGAUAUACUACUAUGCUGACAGUAUCUACAGCUCAGCGGGGGUCCCGGAUAGUGCCAUCCAGUACGUCACAGUUGGAACUGGGGCUGUCAACGUCUUCAUGACCAUCACCGCGGUGUUCAUUGUGGAGGCUGCAGGCAGGAGGCUGCUCCUCCUCAUUGGGUUUGGGAUCUGCUGUGUGUCCUGUGCUCUCCUCACUGUGGCCCUCACCUUCCAGGAGAGUACGGAGUGGAUGCCCUACGUCAGCAUCGCCUGUGUCAUCGUCUAUGUUGUUGGACACGCGGUCGGACCCAGUACUAUUCCCUACGUGGUGACCACAGAGAUGUUCCGCCAGUCGUCCAGACCAGCAGCCUUCAUGGUGGCAGGGUCGAUCCACUGGCUGUCCAACUUCACUGUGGGACUGGUGUUCCCCUUCAUGGAGAGUGGCCUGGGCUCCAACAGUUUCAUCAUCUUCUGCUUCAUCUGCUUGGCGACACUGUUCUACAUCUGGCUGAUCGUCCCGGAGACCAAGAACAAGACCUUCCUGGAGAUCAGUCAGAUGUUCGCUGACAGGAACCAGGUGGAGAUACAGGUGGGAAAUGCUCCGUUGAAACCAGAGACCGGAGACGGCAGGGAAGGCGACGCAUUCAAGGUCACUGCCUUCUAAGGAGGAGGAUUGAGGCCGUUUGUUUAAGGACUCUGUUUGAGAGAAGAAAGGAGAAGAACAAAAAAAACAGGUUGUUCUAUUUGAAGGUUGACAGACUGGACUGGAACCACUUGGUGUAAUUUGUAUUUAUUAAACUAUACGCCCAAUGCAGACGUUAUUAUGUCAAUACCAAAUCAUUUCUGGGCAACAGAAACAGCAAUGAAUCCCUUUGAAAGUGGCCUGUGUCAAAGUUGACUUCAAAGUGUAAACAGGAUAAUUUUGGUCAUAAAGUCAGUCUCAUCUAAAAUGGAGUUCAAAUAAAAUUUUAUUUGUCACAUUCACAUGGUUAGCAGAUGUUAAUGCGAGUGAAUCGAAAUGCUUGUGCUUCUGGUUCCGACAAUGCAGUAAUAACCAACGAGUAAUCUGACCUAACAAUUCCACAAUAACUACCUUAUACACACAAGUGUAAAGGGAUGAAGAAUAUGUACAUAAAGAUAUAUGAAUGAGUGAUGGUACAGAACGGCAUAGGCAAGAUGCAGUAGAUGGUACCGAGUACAUUAUAUACAUAUGAGAUGAGUAAUGUAGGAUAUGUAAACAUAAAAGUGGCAUAGUUUAAAGUGGCUAGUGAUACAUGUAUUACAUAAAGAUGGCAAGAUGCAGUAGAUGAUAUAGAGUACAGUCUAUACAUAUAAGAUGAGUAAUGUAGGAUAUGUAAACAUUAAAGUUUGGAACAUCUGUGCAUCACAAUAGGAACAUUAAGGUUUGGAACAUCUGUGCAUCACAAUAGAAACAUUACGGUUUGGAACAUCUGUGCAUCACAAUAGGAACAUUACGGUUUGGAACAUCUGUGCAUCACAAUAGAAACAUUACGGUUUGGAACAUCUGUGCAUCACAAUAGGAACAUUACGGUUUGGAACAUCUGUGCAUCACAAUAGGAACAUUAAGGUUUGGAACAUCUGUGCAUCACAAUAGGAACAUUAAGGUUUGGAACAUCUGUGCAUCACAAUAGGAACAUUAAGGUUUGGAACAGCUGUGCAUCACAAUAGAAACAUUACGGUUUGGAACAUCUGUGCAUCACAAUAGGAACAUUAAGGUUUGGAACAUCUGUGCAUCACAAUAGGAACAUUAAGGUUUGGAACAUCUGUGCAUCACAAUAGGAACAUUAAGGUUUGGAACAGCUGUGCAUCACAAUAGAAACAUUACGGUUUGGAACAUCUGUGCAUCACAACAGGAACAUUUAAGGUUUGGGUUUUGAUUUGACGAUGUCCAUUUCCCCACUAACAUGUGGUGAACAGCUGCGGUGAUUUCUCUCUAUCCAAUAGCAUAGACAGUGAGACAGACCUGCCCAGCAGCUCCGAACAUUGUUUACAUAAGAAAACAUGUCACACAUUUAGUUAGAUGUAAAAUUGCGCAACUAAAACAAGAAAUCUGUAAUACGUUCUUAAGUUUUGCCGAGGAUCUUUUAGUUGCGCAAUUUUACAUCUAACGAGGGUGUUUGGUACAGUAUUUCUCAAGUAAAACAAAUGUGUGACAUGUUUUCUUAUGUAAACAAUGUUCGGAGCUGCUGGGCAGGUCUGUCUCACUGUCUAUGCUAUUGGAUAGAGAGAAAUCACCGCAGCUGUUCACCACAUGUUAGUGGGGAAAUAGACAUCGUCAAAUCAAAACCCAAACCGUAAUGUUCCUAUUGUGAUGCACAGAUGUUCCAAACUCCAUUUUAGACGAGACUGACUUUAUGACCAAAAUGAUCCUGUUUCCACUUUGUAGUCAAUUUUGACACUGGAAUAACUGUCUGACUCAAAUCAAUGCCACGUAGGCCUGUUACCCAGAAGUGAUUUGGUAUUGACAUAAUAACGUCUGCAUAAUUUAAUAAAUACAGAUCACACCAAGAAGUCACAGUCCAGUUAUCUUAGUUUCACUCUGAAGAUUUGGAGGAAGUGAAAUAGGCUUCCUACAGUGUCUCAUGGGGGACAAACAUAAUUAACCAAACGCGGAAUCAGACAGGAAACACAUCUCUAAGACUAUAAAGUAGUGCACUGGGCCCUUUAUUAAUCCUUCUUUAGCAGACCGAUAGUCUGUAGUGUGGGAAAAUAGGCCUGAAAACACCCCCUCCCCUGUAAGUACCUUACUGUAUUGCUUCUUAGCAACAACAAAAAAACUAUUUCUCAAGGAAGAAUUAUGCUAAGAUUGUCUGGGAGGGGUCUGAGUGGGGGGAAUUAAAACAAGCUGUUAUUGGCAGACAGGUUUGGAACUCGCUUUAUUAUUGGUCUAUUAAGCAAUUUACUGCCUGGUGUCAUCACCAGGCAAGCCGAAACUCACGCCCAUAUGCAAACAAGCUGAUUAGAAGGUACUGUGAAGAUUAUAUUUUCAACCAGUAACGAUCAGGAAAUAACACUGAUAAAAACAAUUUUUUUUUUUUUUUUUUUUAAAUCAAGAAACACAGUGUUUCAUCAGCUGUUGUACAAUAUGAUACAGACCACAGGGAGUAAAACAGAAGUUUGACUGUACUGGGCCUUUAAAUGUUUCAUUUCUAUGGUGAUAUGUCUGUGACUGUGUUAUAGUUCACUGGCUCUGCAGCCUGUCCAACAAUGCAAGGCUGUUAUAGUGGAUGAAAUAAACAUACAAAAUGCUUUAAUAUAGAACUUUAUUGAGGAAACAUAGAUAUGAAUUACGAUAGAUGGCUGAUGCCCUGAGCCCACACGGACGUUCAGAGAUCUUCUGUGCUUUACUUCACUUAAACAAUAAACAUUGUCAUUACUAAACCUGA